Molecule: messenger RNA, 1981 nt
Organism: Vespula pensylvanica (western yellowjacket)
Lineage: Eukaryota; Metazoa; Arthropoda; Insecta; Hymenoptera; Vespidae
Exons: 10
Coding region: 20-1885 (621 amino acids)
Source: RefSeq, a predicted model, not a curated record
UCAAAGGAUUUAUAAUUACAUGGAAAAUACACCAGAUCCAAAACUUUUUGCGGACGCUUUUGAUGUUGUUAUUUGUUUUGCUGAUAUUCUUGUUGGAAGAAAGGCAUUAUAUUUGAAUGGAAUUGUUGAACAUUUGAUUAAUACGUUAGAAAAAAAUGUACAACCUGAUAUGUACCCAACAAUUUGUUAUGGUAUUGGUAAAAUGGCUUUAUAUGGUCCUGCUGCUCAAAAGUUAUCUAACGAAAAUGUUAUCAAGAACAUUUUGAAUAUAUUAAAGAAUGAUAAUUUAAAAUGGCUUACGAGGAACUCAGCAAUGUUUGCGCUCAAUGAAUUAUUCAAUUACAACGUGGAUAAUUGCAAGAAUUUCUUACAACUACGUGGUGAAGAAUAUUUAACAUGGCUGAUUAAACAACCUCACGAAAAUGUACCAUUAGAAAUUCGAUUGUUAGCUGUUCAAGCAUUGAUCAUUAUAGGACAUCAUUCGACACUGAGAAAUUUAAUAAUUAAAGAGAACACUAUAGAUGCUUUGUGUACAUUAUUCGAGGUAGAUUGUUCAACUAUGGACGAAUUGAAAGUACUUUCUUGCCAAGCCCUUUCAAUGUUCUGUAUUGAUAAUAUUGGAAGAGAUGCAUUUCUCAAAGUUCAUGGUUCGUCUAGAUUACAUUAUUUACUCUCAGAUUUGCAUUCUAUUCCGGUAAGAAAUGCUGCAGUUCAAUUGGUUCAAUUAUUAAGUGUUGAUCCAGUUUUGGCAAAUGUAUUUGUACAGACAAAGUAUUUGUCUUACAUGUUAAAUAAUCGAGUCUCGUCAAGGAUCAUACCAUCAUGGGAUACUUGUAUAGAAACUCUUUUUAAUUCUCAUUUACCAGCCAAAUUCGCAUUCACUGGUCGACUUUCAUUACACGAUAUAACUAAAGAUGGUUUUUAUGUUUUACGUCAGAACAUUUGUCCAUUCCCUGUACUAAACGAUUUAUUUCGUUUUAAAUUGUGUCCCUUGGAACCUGUUUAUGUAGUGAAUACAGCACGAUCUUAUUCCACGAUUCCUACAAAUAAUAUUAGUGAAAAAGACAUCGAGGAUGCUAAAAAUUCGAUUGUAAAAGAGAAUGCUUCGAAAGGAAUAUUUGUUUCAGACAAAGUUUUAAAUAGUUGGUUGCAUUUAAUGUUUGGUCGAUUGCAAUUAGAUCCAUAUCUCUGUGAAUAUAUUGAACUUUUAAACUGCAAAUUGGUAGCUAUGGAAUCGAAAGAUUUAAUAAUUAAUGAAGAACCAAAUUUGAUAAACAUUAGUAACAUCGCAUCGCGUGCAAAAAUGUUGGCCGAGUUCGUCGCACGUCAAAUGUCAGGACCUGACCCUAGUAGCACGUGCAUGGAUCAUCAAUUAGAAGUCCACUUAAAAGAGAUCAAAGAAUCCAUAGGAACAAGCGUGAUUCCUCUCGGACAGCUGCGUGUCGGUUCUUAUCUAGAAAGAGCAGUACUUUUUAAAGUAUUAGCUGAUAAAAUAUGUCUUCCAACCGCUUUAGUACGAGGAGAAUACGGAACCACUUGGGUGGAGAUUGCUAUACCACAAAUCGAGGUACCACCCGAAGACACUUGCUUUUCCAAAUAUCUAACGAAAGAAGGACCAUGUACCGAUUGGAUCGUAAGAAAUAUUACAUUAGAAAAUAAAUUAUCGUCGAAGAAAUCAUUUUCUGAGGAUCAAAAUGUAAGCAAUAUCGUCGUACCUCAGAAAUUACAACAAUCAAUCUUUCCAACAAAGUUAAUGAAACCUAACGUUAUAGUAGAUUUGAUAGAAAAACCUGGUCAAUUUAUACCAAUCCAUAGCGAGUUGGGUAAAAGAUAUAGAAGUAAAAAAAUCGUUUGUGAUUUGAUAUGUGAUUUGCCUGAAUCAUAACAUUUAUUUGGAAAAAAUUAUUUUCCUAAUUCGUUAAAAAUUUUAGUUUUUCAUCGAGCGUGUUACAAUUAAAGAAUUCUUUCCCUUCUUUUUUUC